GACUACACAGCAUUUACCUUUGACAUCUCUCGAUACCCCUUUUGCCUUGUUUCCAAACAUUCAAGAUGAACCCCAACACACAGCAAGCCCCAAACGUGCAGGAGAAUGGCUCCCACCGCUUCGAUCCCAACUUCACUGACGCCGUCAUCAAUGCUAUUGGACCCAAUGUGCCAGACAGGACGCGUUUUGUCAUGAGCAGCCUCAUCAGGCAUCUCCAUGACUUUAUCCGCGAAGUUGAGUUGACCAACGACGAGUGGUUUGAGGGUGUACGAUUUGUAAACUCCAUCGGCAAGACAACCACUGCUACGAGAAACGAGGCACAUCGUAUCUCCGAUGUUCUCGGCGUAGAAUCAUUGGUCGACGAGAUCGCACACAAGCACAUCAACGAGUCUGGCGAGACACCUACCUCAUCCACAAUUCUCGGUCCCUUCUGGUCGCCUCACUCCCCAUUCCGCGAGCUCGGCGACACCAUCAUCCGCAACGAACAUCCCGAAGGCCAAACCACUCUUAUGCACGGUGUAGUCAGGGACCUUGAUACCAAAAAGGGCAUCCCCAACGCAGUCAUCGACAUCUGGCAGGCGAGCGCGAACGGAAAGUACGAUUUCCAGGAUCCUGAGAACCAGGAGCCAAACAACUUGAGGGGAAAGUUCACUACAAAUGAGAAGGGCGAGUACUGGUACUACUGCUACAAGCCCACGGCGUACUCACUGCCUACCGAUGGCGCCGCUGGCCAACUCUUCAAGACGCUCGACCGUCACCCAUUCCGUCCCGCCCACAUCCAUCUUAUGGUUUCAGCGGACAACUACAAGCCUUUGAUCACCCAACUCUACCCCCGUGAUGACCAAUGGGUUACCAACGACACAGUCUUCGCGGUCAAGGACGACUUGUUGCUGGACUUCAAGCCGAGCAACGACCCCAAGGCGAAGCUUGACUUGGAAUACAACGUCACUUUGGCUCCAUCAGGAAAGAAGACCAGCAGAUUGGAGGGUAUUCCCAGGCUACCUAACGUGUUUGAUGAGCAAAGCAGGCUGUAGAUGGUUUCUUUUUGGUCAAAAUAUUUAUAGCGAGAUUUUCAAAACUACUUCGAAUUCUUGAGUUGA
Molecule: messenger RNA, 1100 nt
Organism: Pyrenophora tritici-repentis Pt-1C-BFP
Lineage: Eukaryota; Fungi; Ascomycota; Dothideomycetes; Pleosporales; Pleosporaceae
Product: PcaH, Protocatechuate 3,4-dioxygenase beta subunit
Biological process (GO): catechol-containing compound metabolic process
Molecular function (GO): ferric iron binding; catechol 1,2-dioxygenase activity
Source: RefSeq, a predicted model, not a curated record